CGCCAUAUCCUGUCUCCUCCCCUCCCCCCGACGAGUUCGUGGCAGCGGCACCAGCAGGCCAGCACGUCCACCCCACCUCCCCUCCCUAGCUACCUUAGAGCAGGCGGGUCCCGCAUCCAGCUUCCGGCGAGCCGCCGGCGGGCGGCAUUGCGUUCUCCGGGCCGUUUUCUUGACGGAUUGCGUGAGGGAUGGCGUCGCCGGGCGGCGGGUACGCGGACCGGCCAGCGCCGCCGCUGGACGGGAUCACGGUCGAGGGAGGCGGGGGCAGGCCGGCGGGGCUGCCGAGGCCGCCGGGGUUCCGGGGGCUGAUGCAGCAGCCGUCGCGGCUGGCGUCCGGGGUGCGGCAGUUCGCGUCGCGGGUGUCGAUGAAGGUGCCGGAGGUGGUGCCCGGCAUCCGGCCGGGCGGCGGGCGGAUGACGCGGAUGCAGUCCAGCGCGCAGAUGGGGCUCAAGGGGCUGCGCUUCCUCGACAAGACGUCCGGGAGCAAGGAGGGCUGGAAGGCCGUCGAGCGCCGCUUCGACGAGAUGAGCAAGGCCAGCGGACGCCUCCCCAAGGAGAGCUUCGGCAAGUGCAUCGGCAUGGGGGACUCCAAGGAGUUCGCCGGCGAGCUGUUCGUGACGCUGUCGCGGCGGAGGAGCAUCGAGCCGGAGCAGGGCAUCACCAAGGAGCAGCUCAGGGAGUUCUGGACGGAGAUGACCGACCAGAACUUCGACUCGCGGCUCCGCAUUUUCUUCGACAUGUGCGACAAGAACGGCGAUGGGAUGCUCACGGAAGAUGAGGUCAAGGAGGUUAUUAUAUUGAGCGCGUCGGCCAACAAGCUGGCCAAGCUCAAGAGCCACGCCGCGACCUACUCGUCGCUCAUCAUGGAGGAGCUCGACCCCGACGACCGCGGCUACAUCGAGAUUUGGCAGCUGGAGACGCUGCUGCGCGGGAUGGUGAGCGCGCAGGCGCCGGAGGUGAAGCUGAAGCGGACGACGUCGAGCCUGGCGAGGACGAUGAUCCCGAUGCGGUACCGGAGCCCGCUGAAGCGGCACGUCACCAGGACCAUGGACUUCGCCCACGAGAACUGGAAGCGGAUAUGGCUGGUGACGCUCUGGCUGGCCGCCAACCUCGCCCUCUUCGUCUACAAGUUCGAGCAGUACAAGCGCCGGUCCUCCUUCCAGGUCAUGGGCAACUGCGUCUGCGUCGCCAAGGGCGCCGCCGAGACGCUCAAGCUCAACAUGGCGCUCAUCCUGCUGCCCGUCUGCCGCAACACGCUCACCACCCUCCGCUCCACCGCGCUCAGCCACGUCAUCCCCUUCGACGACAACAUCAACUUCCACAAGGUGCUCGCCGGCGCCAUCGCCGUCGGCACGGUGGUGCACACGCUCGCCCACGUCACCUGCGACUUCCCCAGGCUCGUCUCCUGCCCGAGCGACAAGUUCAUGGCCCUGCUGGGCCCCAACUUCGGCUUCAGGCAGCCGACGUACCCGGACCUGCUGGCCAGCGCCCCCGGCGUCACCGGCAUCCUCAUGAUCAUCAUCAUGACCUUCUCCUUCACGCUGGCCAUGCACACCUUCAGGCGGAGCGUCGUCAAGCUGCCGUCGCCGCUGCACCACCUGGCCGGCUUCAACGCCUUCUGGUACGCGCACCACCUGCUGCUGCUCGUCUACGUCCUCCUCGUGGUGCAUUCCUACUUCAUAUUCCUCACCAGGAUCUGGUACAAGAAGACGACAUGGAUGUUCUUGAUAGUCCCUGUCCUCUUCUACGCCUGCGAGAGAAUUAUCAGAAAAGUUCGCGAGAACAACUACCACGUGAACAUUCUCAAGGCUGCGAUUUACCCAGGAAAUGUGCUCUCUCUUCACAUGAAGAAGCCACCGGGUUUCAAGUACAAGAGUGGGAUGUACCUGUUUGUGAAAUGCCCCGACGUUUCGCCUUUCGAAUGGCAUCCGUUCUCCAUCACUUCUGCACCUGGAGAUGACUACCUGAGCGUGCAUAUCCGCACGCUAGGUGACUGGACAUCUGAACUCAGAAACUUGUUCGGAAAGUGUUGCGAGGCACAAGUUACUUCCAAGAAGGCUACCCUUUCGAGACUUGAAACUACGGUUGUGGCAGACUCUGCGACAGAGGACACCAGGUUUCCUAAGGUCUUUAUCGAUGGCCCUUAUGGUGCACCGGCACAAAAUUACAAGAAAUACGACAUUCUUUUGCUUAUCGGUCUUGGGAUUGGCGCCACCCCUUUCAUCAGCAUAUUGAAAGAUCUCUUGAACAACAUAAAGUCCAAUGAUGAGGUGGAAAGCAUGCACGGUUCUGAGAUAGGCAGCUUCAAGAACAGUGGGCCAGGGAGAGCUUACUUCUACUGGGUUACCAGAGAGCAAGGAUCCUUCGACUGGUUCAAAGGAGUCAUGAACGAAGUCGCUGACAACGAUCACAGCGAUGUCAUAGAGAUGCACAAUUACCUCACCAGCGUGUAUGAAGAAGGCGACGCAAGGUCAGCGCUGAUUGCCAUGGUUCAGUCACUCCAGCAUGCCAAAAAUGGUGUUGACAUCGUCUCCGGAAGCAAGAUUCGGACACAUUUUGCAAGGCCUAACUGGAGAAAAGUGUUCUCUGAUUUGGCCAACGCCCACAAGAACUCUCGUAUAGGUGUUUUCUAUUGUGGAUCUCCAACACUCACGAAACAACUCAAGGAUCUUUCAAAAGAAUUCAGCCAGACAACCACAACUAGGUUCCAUUUCCACAAGGAAAACUUCUAAGGCCAUACCCGGAGAAUUUCAAACAGUUUGCAGAUAUACUUGUAUAGGAAAAAAGAAAUAUGGUAGCAAUCGAAUAGUAAAUAUAGCUUUACAAGUUUUGUUGUACGCUGGGUUGUACAAAGUACAUUGAAAGCUAGUGUCACCAGCAUACAUAGACUGGAAUAUUUAGAAAUAUCUGUAUUGUAACAGUGAGAUUGAUUGUUAGGUUAUGCCCCUUGAACACGCAAGCUUUCUCUCUUUA
This is a messenger RNA of Aegilops tauschii subsp. strangulata, 2973 nucleotides long. RefSeq names its product putative respiratory burst oxidase homolog protein H. Gene Ontology annotation, cellular component: plasma membrane. The record is from RefSeq and is a predicted model, not a curated record. Gene Ontology annotation, molecular function: peroxidase activity; NAD(P)H oxidase H2O2-forming activity; calcium ion binding. Lineage: Eukaryota; Viridiplantae; Streptophyta; Magnoliopsida; Poales; Poaceae.